UUUCAUCACAUAUGGUGUGAAAAUGAGAACGCGUAGAAGUUCAUAGAAUACAACAAGAGCCUUAUAAGGGGUUGGGGAGGUGACUGCGACCGUCCAAAAGCUGACAUAUAGCAGGACAAGGAAGAAGCAAAGCUACAUGUAUAUGAAUAAAAAAUAGAAAUUGAUUAAGAGCCCUAACUGUCUUUGAUGUGCAUCCUUUGAUUCUUUGAUCUAUAUAAGUGCCUUGAGGGUUUGGAGAAAAAGAGAAUCAUAAAGGCUUUUUGUUGACUAACUUUGUGCCAUAACAUAACACCACAUGUAUCUUCCAAGAGAGAGAGAGAGAGAUUCAUCUAAUUAAAGUUGUGCAGGCAAGAAGUAGAGAGCCGCACAAUUUUUUGCUAGCCAAUUUCAAAACGCAAGGUGAUGAUAAAAUCUCUUGAGAUCUUUCUCUCUUCAGCCAGCUAGUCCUGUCAGCUCUUUAUCAUCUCUCUCCAACCAUCUUUGUGUGACUUUGAUCAGAAAAAGAAAAACAGAUUUUGGUUAUAGAUCAUCAGAAACCUGUAGAGAAGAUUUGUUUUUGUAGGGUGAAAUAUGGCUGCUCCUUUGACUGCUUGGCCUUGGGAGUUCUUAGGCUCCUACAAGUAUCUGCUGUUUGGACCUCUGAUUGGAAAAGCCUCGUACUCAAUAAUUCAUGAGGAUCCCCUCAAGGUCCUCAUGAACAGCUGGUGUCUAAAUAUUCUCAUAAUAUGUGCACUUAGAGGCUUAGUUCAUCAGCUAUGGAGUAGUUACACCAACAUGCUUUUCCUAACAAGAACUCGUCGGAUUCUCCAACAAGGGGUUGAUUUCAAGCAGAUUGACAAGGAAUGGGACUGGGAUAAUUUCAUAAUUCUCCAAGGUCUAAUUGCCUCCACGGCCUGCUAUUUGCUUCCAUUUCUUCAAAACCUUCCAUUGUGGAACACAAUCGGCUUUAUUUCUACACUGGUACUGCACGUGGGAGUUUCAGAGCCUUUAUAUUACUGGAUGCAUAGACGUUUCCAUGGCAACUACUUUUUUGAAAACUACCAUUCACUUCACCAUUCCUCUCCAGUACCGCAGCCCUUUACAGCUGGAAGUGCAACACUUCUGGAGCAUCUGGUUUUAAGUGCAAUUGUUGGAAUUCCAGUUCUUGGUAGCACUCUGAUGGGUUGUGGAUCAAUCUUCGUGAUCUACGGAUAUGUUUUGGUUUUUGAUUUUCUGAGAUGUUUGGGGCAUUCCAAUGUUGAAGUGAUUUCUCAUAAACUGUUUGAGAAAGCUCCCUUUCUCAGAUAUAUUCUCUACACUCCAACAUACCACAGCCUGCACCAUACAGAAAUGGACACCAAUUUCUGCCUUUUUAUGCCUCUCUUUGAUGCAGUGGGGAAGACCCUGAACAGCAAAUCAUGGGGACUACACAAAGAGAUAAGCUUAAAUGCAGGUAAAAAUGGGAGGGCACCGGAUUUCGUUUUCCUCGCACACGUGGUGGAUCUGUCGUCUGCUAUGCACGUGCCGUUUGUUCUCCGAUCAUUCUCAUCACUGCCCUUCACCAUGAGAUUCUUCGUGGUGGGUUUCUGGCCUGGCAGCAUAACAGCCAUGCUAGCAAUGUGGGCAUGGGCUAAAGCUUUUUUAAUUACCUUUUACAACCUCAGAGGCCGCUUGCACCAGACAUGGGCUGUGCCUAGAUAUGGCUUUCAGUACUUUUUACCAUUUGCCCUAGACGGUAUCAAUAAGCAAAUAGAGCAAGCAAUCCUUAGAGCAGACAAGAUGGGAGUCAAGGUCAUCAGCCUUGCUGCAUUAAAUAAGAACGAAGGACUGAAUGGGGGCGGAACACUCUUUGUGAACAAGCAUCCAGACCUUAGAGUUCGAGUUGUCCAUGGGAACACCUUAACUGCAGCUGUUAUUCUCAACGAGAUCCCGAAGGAUGUCGAAGAGGUGUUUCUAAGUGGAGCUACCUCCAAGCUUGGAAGAGCCAUUGCCCUCUACCUUUGCCGUAGGAAAGUUCGAGUCCUUAUGCUGACUCUAUCAACAGAGAGAUUUCAAAAGAUUCAGAAGGAAGCGCCAGCAGAUUGCCAACACUACCUUGUCCAAGUCACAAAGUACCAAGCUGCCCGCAAUUGUAAGGCAUGGAUUGUUGGCAAAUGGAUUACACCAAGAGAGCAACGUUGGGCCCCAAGUGGUGCACAUUUUCAUCAGUUUGUUGUGCCACCCAUCUUGCAUUUCAGAAGAGACUGCACUUAUGGUGAUCUUGCAGCCAUGAGACUACCUGAUGAUGUUCAAGGGCUUGGCUCCUGUGAGUACACCAUGGACAGAGGAGUGGUUCAUGCAUGUCAUGCUGGUGGCGUGGUUCAUCUGCUAGAAGGCUGGACUCACCAUGAAGUUGGGGCUCUUGAUGUCGACAGAAUUGACAUAGUAUGGAAGGCUGCUCUAAAACAUGGUUUAAAGCCAGUUUCAUCAAGCAAAGUUAAUAUCACUGUGUAACAACAUAUCCGAGUGAAUUACGAAAGCUCUUGGCUGUAUGAUAUAUGUACUACUGGUUAUUACUCUUUAUACCUGAAUGAAGCAAAGAGACCCUUCUACUUUUACGUUCUUA
This is a messenger RNA of Prunus avium (sweet cherry), 2584 nucleotides long. RefSeq names its product Fatty acid hydroxylase superfamily (gene CER3). The record is from RefSeq and is a predicted model, not a curated record. NCBI's taxonomy places the organism in Eukaryota, Viridiplantae, Streptophyta, Magnoliopsida, Rosales, Rosaceae. Gene Ontology annotation, biological process: lipid biosynthetic process. Gene Ontology annotation, molecular function: iron ion binding; oxidoreductase activity.